This is a messenger RNA of Tarenaya hassleriana, 2991 nucleotides long. RefSeq lists its product as uncharacterized. The transcript is spliced from 4 exons. The coding region runs from base 455 to 2704 and encodes 749 amino acids. The record is from RefSeq and is a predicted model, not a curated record. NCBI's taxonomy places the organism in Eukaryota, Viridiplantae, Streptophyta, Magnoliopsida, Brassicales, Cleomaceae.
AGCCACGUAAGCUGCAACAUACAAAUACCAAUCUCCUUCUCUGCUCCUCCUAAAUCUGACCAGUCCUCUCUUCUUUAUAUUGCUUACGUUCACAAGAUACAACAACAUAAAAAAAAAAAGGAAAAUUUUUAAUUUUUUUCUCCGUUCACAUUCGAUUGCUGCAAAACCUAUCUGGGUUCACACACCAUUUUCAUUCAUUUCUUCUCUCUGUUUUUUCCCUUGUAUUUUUGAGCGUUUUCUUUUCCCUCUCUGGGCUCCAUAAAAGUAUUAGUUUUUUUUUUCCGUUGGGGGUUCGUAUCAAAAUCCGUGCUUCCCCAUCUGUUUUAUAAAAUCAAAAUCGUGUUUUUUUCAUCUGGGUCUCGGCAGAAACCCCGAUUUUAUCAGAGAUCCGUCGUUCUCGAGGUGAAAUCUCGAGCCUUUGUUCCCCUUUUGGCCCAAGUGAUGCUCUGCAGAAAUGGCGAAUCUAGUGCCUGGAGUGUUACUGAAGCUCCUUCAGCACAUUAACACCGACGUUAAAGUCGCCGGAGAACAUCGGUCGUCUCUGUUACAGGUUGUGAGUAUAGUGCCGGCUUUAGCCGGCGGUGAGCUAUUUCCGAAUCAAGGGUUCUACCUCAAAGUCUCAGAUUCGUCUCAUGCCACAUACGUGUCUUUGCCUGAUGAACAUGAUGAUUUGAUUCUGAGUGAUAAGAUCCAAUUAGGUCAGUUUAUUCAUGUUGAUAGGCUUGAAUCUGCCUCUCCUGUUCCGCUUGUUCGCGGUGUAAGGCCUGUUCCUGGUCGACAUCCCUGCGUUGGUUGUCCUAAAGAUAUUGCAGCUACUCAUUCACCAGGGUUUCUUCGUAAUAACAAUGUGAGUGAUAAUGAUGGUAGUAGUGGCAAUGGAUAUAAAGAGAAAUCUAAGACAUCUGCUAAAGGAAUUAUUGGGAAUGGGAGUGUAUAUGAGAAGGAGAAAUCAGUGGGGAGUAGGCUGAGUCUUAGUUCUAAAGAUGAACACUUUAAUAGUAAAAAGCCCAUGGCUACGGGUUUAGCUCGAGCAAAGUCCCAGCCGGGGAGACUGAGUUUGGAUGUGAAGAAGGAAACAAUGGGGAAACCGAAGAUUUCACGUUCAAAUUCGAUUCCUUCUUCGCCUAGAAGUUGUUAUUCAUUGCCUACAUCGUUUGAGAAGUUUGGAAAUGGGAUUAAACAGCAGCAGGAGAUGAAGACUAAGGUAUUGGAGAGGGGUUCGCCUAGAGCAGCAUUGUCAGAGAAAGGGAGGUCUUCUCUCAAGGCUGAAAGUCCGAGUUUCGGGAGAAAGCUCCCAAUGAUUAAGAAUUUUGUGCACGGGAUCGAGUAUGGGGCCAAGGUGCUAAGGAAGAGUUGGGAGGGUAGUAUAGAAUUGAAGAGUCGGGAUAGCCCAAAACUGAAGGCCGGAAAACAUGAUUCAACCCCUGAUUCCGGGGGUUUAUCAGCUUCCAGGAGGAAAAGCACAUCGAGUGAGAAGCUGCCAACCAAAGAGGAGAGGGCAGAUAUAUUCUCAAGAUCGUCGAAGGAGGGAAAUAAGAUCCAGCCAACUAAGAAAGUCAGUGCAAAUGGAACAUUGGACGACAAUGAUAAGACGAGUAGGCCAAAAACGACAUCCCUUGGGAAACAAUCAACUGCAGGGCAAACGAAUAACGGGUUGCCUGCGAAUUUGGUCAGAGUCCCUGUAAACGGUAAAAGAUUAGCUGAUGCAAUGAUCCAAUGGAGUUCACUCCCCUCUUCUCUUUCGAAGCUAGGAAAGGAAAUCUUGAGGCAUAGAGAUGCGGCUCAAGUGGCUGCCAUCGAGGCUAUGCAGGAAGCUGCAGCUUCUGAGAGCUUGCUUCAAUGCCUCAGUAUGUACUCAGAUCUCAUGUCAACCGCUAAGGAAGACGAUCCACAGCCAGUGGUUGAGCAGUUCUUGAAGCUCCAUUGCAGCUUGAAGAACAUUCAAACGAUAACCGACUCGUUAUCGAAAACAAUUUCUCCAGCAUCAUCCCCGGAAAACAAAGAAUGUAAAUCAGAGGAAGCCAUGAAAGUUUCUUCCGAAAGACGGAAGCUUGCAGCCUCAUGGGUCCAGGCCGCCUUAGCCACCAACUUAUCAUCCUUCUCUGUCUACACCAGCAGCAACCCGGCCAAACCUGUCGCCUCGGGUAACAAGCCCGUCUUAUUCCUCGAGAACCCGGGCAAUAAUUCUACAAGUAAAACCCGAGGGAGCGUCCGAACCCGACCAGUGGUUGGUUCCAAGCUCAUGGCACAAGGCAUCAUCCGCAAACCAGGUGACAAUGCAAGCCAAAAGACUGCAACCUUGGUGGUUCCGCCUCUCGAAUGGGCGAAAGGGAACGGUCUCGACGAGGCGAUUGAUCUCGUCGAGAAGUUGCAGGUGGUUUCGCAAGAUUGGUUCUUGGGUUUCGUGGAAAGGUUCUUGGAUGCUGACGUGGAUGCAUCGUCAAGUUUGUCGGAUAACGGGCAGAUAGCCGGGAUGCUGAGUCAGCUCAAGAGCGUGAAUGAUUGGUUGGAUGAGAUUGGAUCGUCACCCGGGAAAGAGGAGGGAGGAGAUUCGUCAGAAGUGCCAGAGGAAACGAUCGAACGGCUAAGGAAGAAGAUCUAUGAGUAUCUUCUAUCUCAUGUGGAAUCAGCUGCUGCAGCUCUUGGUGGUGGCUCGGUUUCUUCUCCAAGACCCAAACCGGUUGAAACAAAAGCAAAAAGAUAACCGGUUUGGUUUGGUGUUGGUUUUGUUUUCGGUACAAUAAUCUUAAAAUAGGGAGGCUCCAUGGCCAUCAAUAGCCUCGAGGAGUACUAGGUUAUAACUUAAAGCAAUGUGAGAGUGGUUUGGUUGUAUAUAUGAAUUUGGCGGUGAAAUUUUCCGGUAUAGAUGCGGUUAUUUAUCAUCGGUAUGAAGUGUACCGAUUCAAUAUUUUGAGUCUGUUCAUGGUAUUUAUAAAGCCGGUUAUCGGUAAGAAGACGUUUUGGAUAUGGAAAAUUUCAAUGUUUUAGGCC